Mandrillus leucophaeus (drill) is the source of this 2398-nucleotide messenger RNA. RefSeq names its product RAB28, member RAS oncogene family (gene RAB28). Gene Ontology annotation, molecular function: GTPase activity; GTP binding. NCBI's taxonomy places the organism in Eukaryota, Metazoa, Chordata, Mammalia, Primates, Cercopithecidae. Bases 795 to 1457 code for a protein of 220 amino acids. The record is from RefSeq and is a predicted model, not a curated record. The transcript is spliced from 8 exons. Gene Ontology annotation, cellular component: endosome; Golgi apparatus.
GUUGUUCAGAUGAGGAAACCGAGAGUUAAAGGGGCCGAAAUAAGCAGCGCCAGAGCUCCACUGUAUUCACGGCCGCUACUGCGGCAUCCCGGCAGCCUCGGCCCUUAGCAGAUGUCCCCUCAUCCGCCCCGAGGCACCCUCUUCCCUAGUCUGGUUUUUCAGGGGCCAUUUCUGGCGCGCCCCGCCAGGCUGCCGGCGUCCCUGGUGCCCGGAGACAGGCCCCGCCCCGCCGCCGGUCCUCGAACUCCUGGCUGCCAGGCAACCCUGGCGCAUAGCCCGGGCGUCACUGCUCCACCCCGUCAGGCUGAACCAUUCCCUUCAGAGACUUUCUCAAGAGGGAAGGAGAAAAAGGAACUUGAUGGAACGCCUGAAAGCUGUUCUGCUGCCGUUUUCUCUCCUUAAUUUGAACGAACACUUCUUUUCUUCUUCUAGCCAACUACCUCCUGAAGGGCAACGCAGCAAUUCGCCUCUCCCGCCAGCAUGUCCCCCCCACCAGUCCAGGGCCGCGAGUAGUUCGGCUCGUCAGGGAGGCCGGCGGUCGGCGCCGGUUGGCUCUGAAGCGGGGGCGCGCGCCCGACGUGCGCGUAGGGGGCGGGGCCGCGCGCAGAGGGCGGGGAGGUGGGCAAGAUGGCGCCUGCCGAGUGAUCCUCCUCGGAUCCCUCCUGCCGGCGCGGAGACACCGGGGCGGGGGUCCUGCAGCCGCUACCUCCCUUCCUCCUCUCCCCCGCCCCCGGAGCCUUCCUCCUUCCCUUCCCCCCUCCACCUCGGGGGGCGGGCCUGGUUCUCGGGACACCAUGUCGGACUCUGAGGAGGAGAGCCAGGACCGGCAACUGAAAAUCGUCGUGCUGGGGGACGGCGCCUCCGGGAAGACCUCCUUAGCUACGUGUUUUGCUCAAGAAACUUUUGGGAAACAGUACAAACAAACUAUAGGACUGGAUUUCUUUUUGAGAAGGAUAACAUUGCCAGGAAACUUGAAUGUUACCCUUCAAAUUUGGGAUAUAGGAGGGCAGACAAUAGGAGGCAAAAUGUUGGAUAAAUAUAUCUAUGGAGCACAGGGAGUCCUCUUGGUAUAUGAUAUUACAAAUUAUCAAAGCUUUGAGAAUUUAGAAGAUUGGUAUACUGUGGUGAAGAAAGUGAGCGAGGAGUCAGAAACUCAACCACUGGUUGCCUUGGUAGGCAAUAAAAUUGAUUUGGAGCAUAUGAGAACAAUAAAACCUGAAAAACACUUACGGUUUUGCCAGGAAAAUGGUUUUAGUAGCCACUUUGUCUCAGCCAAGACAGGAGACUCUGUCUUCCUGUGCUUUCAGAAAGUUGCUGCUGAAAUCCUUGGGAUCAAAUUAAACAAAGCGGAAAUAGAACAGUCACAGCAUAUUGUCAGGGCAGAAAUAGUGAAGUACCCGGAAGAAGAUAAUCAACAUACCAGCUCUGCUCAGAGUAGAAUCUGUUCAAUACAGUAGUGCAGAGGGUGGUGAAGGCAGAUAUUGUAAACUACAACCAGGAACCUAUGUCAAGAACUGUUAACCCUCCUAGAAGCUCUAUGUGUGCAGUUCAGUGAGCGCAUUUUUCUUUUGUGUUGAUAGUUCUGGCUGCCCUUCACCUCUGGGUGGGCCUGAGGACUUCUAGGAACUUGUUUUAUCAGUGACCAUCUCUGUAGUUCAGUUAACACUUUCCUCCCAACUUGCUUCAUCAUUGCUGUUGCCUCACAGUGGCAAGCCGCUCCUUGGAUUUGAAAGAAUUCAACUUUGGGACCACACACUUUGAAUUCAAAAUGGAAAACCCAUUCCCUGGACUUAGACUGCUUCGUUGCAAAAGAAUGAUGUUGCUUCUUUGUGUGUCCUUGCUUCUUUUUUCAGUGAUGUAAAUUUUUUUAACUUAAUAUGAAAACUAUCCAAGUCUUGAUCAUCAGCCAGGAUUUUGCCACAGCAAUUUCAUUCUCCUAUCGGAACCUGUAUGUGUCAAAGUAUACUUCAGAGUGCAAACAUUAAGCAAGUAAUAUAUUUUACCUACGGAUACUUAUGAAGACAUUCUUUAGCUAUCUAUUGUGACUAAAAGUAUAUAAAUCUGUAUCUAACUGAAAAUGCUUGAAAUAAGGCUGUAGUAGAAAUAUUUUUUCAUUUUUUAAAAAAGGGCCUAAAUUGUUUAUAUUGUAGUUUGUAACUCACAAAGUAGUGAGUAUUUGAUAUUGUAUUUUUAUUACUGUAUCAUUGUCGUUAUGUAUUGUGUAAUACUCAGGUUUGAAGGCUUUCUGAAUUUUGAUAAAUGUUCAGCUGAUGCUCCACAUGGAAUUUCUCCUGCAAACUGCGUAAGAGUACUCCCGCAAAUGAGUUACGACAUUGUGGAUCAGACUGUACCUGAUGUUCAGAUGUUUUUCUUUCAUGAAUAAAUUUAUUUAAAUUAC